AUGGACAAUCUUCAGAAUCAUCUGACUGGGCCGAGAGACGGGAGAAAGUGCGGGACGCUUUCAUCGUCAGUUGGGAAGGCUACGAGCAAAACGCAUGGGGUAGGCUCUAUAAACAUUGCGACACCGGCGGGCAUUGCUAACUACAAAGCAGGAUAUGACCAGUACCGACCUGUUUCGAACGUCAACCAGGAAUCAACGAGCGGCGGACUGGGCUGGAUGAUCGUGGAUUCGCUGGACACAUUGAUGAUCAUGAACCUAACAUCGAAGGUGCACCGUGCCCGACAAUGGAUUUCGACCACAUUACAAUAUGACCAAGAUCGCGAGGUCAACACAUUUGAAACAAGUAUCCGCAUGCUUGGUGGCUUGUUGUCUGCGCAUUAUCUGUCGACCCAAUACCCUAACCUGGCACCACUCAAUGAUGACGAUGUUGGCGCUGCUGGCGAAGACCUGUACAUUGAAAAAGCGACGGAUUUGGCCGAACGGUUGUCUGGGGCGUUUGAUUCCCCAAGCGGUAUUCCAUGGUCGAACGUCAAUCUCAACACAUCCGAGGGUGUUGUGGUUCAUUUCGAUGAAGGGGCCACAUCCAUUUCCGAAGCAGGAUCUUUGCAGCUUGAAUUCAAGUAUCUAGCUAAGCUAACCGGUGAAGCUGAAUACUGGAAAAGCGUGGAGAAGACUAUGAAGUUAAUUGAUCUGCAAGAGCCUAAAGAUGGUCUGGUGCAAGGCGCUAUUCACCCCGACACGGGCCGUUUCAAGGGAGACAGCAUUAGCUUGGGUAACAAGGCAGACUCUUAUUACGAAUAUCUCAUCAAGCAGUACCUGCAAACCUCACAAACUGAACCCGUCUACAAGGAGAUGUGGGACGAGGCCCUGCAAGGAAUCCGCAAGCACUUGAUAUCAUUCACUAAAAACUCUCAGUUAAUGGUUCUCGGCGAACGGCCACAGGGCUUAGACCAUGAGCUGUCUCCCCGCAUGGACCACCUUGUCUGCUUCAUGCCGGGGACAAUUGCGCUCGGUGCAACCGGCGGACAGCCUUUAUCCAAGGCCCGAAAGGCAGCAGACUGGUCUCAGCAGCACGAGGAAGAAAUCCUCAUCGCUCGCGAAUUGAUGAAAACCUGCUGGGCGAUGCAUCAAGCCACGGCAACUGGUCUCGCAGCUGAGAUCUCACACUUCGUCCUCGACGAACCCCCUCUGACAAUGGCCGAUAAAUAUCCUGUCUUGGCCAAAUCUAAGCCCGAGAUCCUGCGCGGUAUUUCCAAACCCCUCGAGGCACAGCGCGAUGGCUCAGAGCCCUGGCGCUCAGACAUUGAUAUUCGCCGGAACGACCGCCACAACCUCCAACGGCCUGAGACAAUCGAAUCACUGGUCUAUAUGUACCGGAUCACCGGUGACGAAAUCUACCGCCAGUGGGGCUGGGAGAUCUUCAAAUCCUUUAUCCGUCAUACUGCAGUAGUGGAGAAGAAGAGCGUGUCUCGUCUCCCAACAUCUACAGCCAAAGAGCCAGUCUUCCGCAUCAAGGGCUUCACAUCACUCGGCAAUGCCGAUGCGGUUCCUCCUUACAAGCGUGAUAACAUGGAGAGUUAUUGGAUGGCCGAGACGCUCAAGUAUUUCUACUUGCUGUUCUCAGACAGGGACUUCAUUUCCUUGGAAGACCAUGUCUUCAACACAGAGGCCCACCCAUUCCCACGAUUCAAGCCCUCUGGUGAGCUCAAAACCGGGUGGGAGAGGAAACCGAGGUCCUGA
Molecule: messenger RNA, 1740 nt
Organism: Penicillium olsonii
Lineage: Eukaryota; Fungi; Ascomycota; Eurotiomycetes; Eurotiales; Aspergillaceae
Source: the annotation of a GenBank genome assembly